AUGGCCAAACUCUUAACAAGCUUAGGCAUCAUAACUGUAAGGAGAUGUGCCUAUGUGACCCAUAUUGCAAGUGGGGGCCCCAGAGGUUACUCAGAGAGCUUUGGCUUUCUGAAAGACAAAAUAAAAAACUAUCUGCUCCCUUUCAAAAAAGUCAAAUCAACAAAAAAUCAAAAAGCCAGGAAAUCAAGCAUCAUGAGCUCAGUUACAGAUGUAAACAAAAGUGCCUCCCUGGCUGCAGAGGAACAGCCGAAGGAAACUGAUGGCCCCCUUCCUGGCUCAGUCAAUGACCAAGAAAAGAAAGUAAGAUUAUCUCCUGCCACAAUGUCAACCAAGAAUUCUACAGAUCUAGUUCAGUAUGUUGACACGGGUCAUUCAUUCCUUCCUGUGAUUCCAAACACCCAGAGAAGUCAGCUAGAAGACAGACUGAACAACCAGGAGCGCACCAUCACUUUCCUCCUUGAACAAGCCUUCCGCAUCAAGGAUGACAUCUCUGCUUGUCUUCAGGGGACCCACGGCUUUCAAAAAGAGGAACUGCUUGCCAGGAAGCUACUGGAAAACCACAUUCAGACCAUCACCAGCAUCGUCAAAAAACUCAGCCAAAAUAUUGAGGUUUUGGAAGACCAAAUAAGAGCUCGAGACCAGGUGGCCACAGGAACUAAUUUUGCAGUACAGGAGCUAAACACCAAACACCUUCAAGGAGUUGGAGAUCUUCGAGGAAGAGUAGCCAGAUGUGACUCCAGCAUUGUGAAGCUUUCUGGAGACAUUCAGUUCAUCGCGCACGAGCACCGGAAAACUGAAAAAUCAAUUCAAGAUUUUAUGUCUGCCCUAGAAACUGUUUCUAAGAACUUGGAUGUGAAGGUAAUGCAGCUCUUAGGAAAGAUUGAGGCUUCCAGUUCUGAGCAAAUCUCAAAUUUAAAGAUGGUCCAGGGAGAUUAUCGCCAUGAAAUGAACCUUUUGGAGUUCAAAUUUAAUUCACUUUCAAAUAAUCUAUACGAGGAAGUUGAGAAUCAUCAAAAAUGGACAGAAAGCCGGUUCAUCACCUAUGAAAAAGACCACCUUGGCCAUAUGAAUCAAUGUCUGAAGCUCCUACAGGAGAAACUGGAAAAGUCUGAAAAUAAAAUGGAAGAAAAAUUACUGAAGCUUUCAAGCAAAUUAGAGAAUCUCAUUAACACAGAGAAACAGGAAGCAGAACUAAGCAAAGUAAAGCAUAUAGAAAAUAAACUGUCCAAAAAGAUGAACCAGCUGGAAAAGCACAUCUGGGGUGAAUUAGAGAAAAUGCAGAGGGAAUAUCAAUCAGGAUUUAAAUCAAUUCACGACUCUCUCAGCUCCCUCCAACAAAUACAGAAAACAAAGAUGGAUUUAGAGAAAUAUAAAGUACAGAAAGACCUAAAGAAAUUACAGCGUAAGAUAGUGGAACUCCAGGAGGUAUAAAACGUUUCAGUCAUCUUUUUCACCAGCCAAUACAGUGGUUUGUUGGUAAAAGUCGGAAAGAAGUUAUUAUCUCUGGGGUGUUUACUGCUUCUUAUAUUUCCGUAUUUCUUACCACCUUUUUAAGGAGAUGAACGUGCCAGAAAAUCCAAUAAAGCAAAGAAAUUUA
This is a messenger RNA of Odobenus rosmarus divergens (Pacific walrus), 1597 nucleotides long. It is a transcript of the gene FAM81B, whose product is annotated as family with sequence similarity 81, member B. The record is from RefSeq and is a predicted model, not a curated record. Lineage: Eukaryota; Metazoa; Chordata; Mammalia; Carnivora; Odobenidae. The transcript has 11 exons. The coding region runs from base 1 to 1431 and encodes 476 amino acids.